AUGGCCCUCUCGGAUGUCGACCGUGUAGCUGGGCGCACGCCGUCUGCACCUCCGAGCAACGCUGGAUCCAAACCUGCACCAGUCGUUCAGUCCUCUCUCACCGAAGAGCACAUUGUCGAUGCCCGUCUCCAUUCCCCAGACGAUGGCGCAACCCUCGACCUCUCUCGUCACAACCUGACGGACGUGAGCGCUGAUGGCGCAGAGUACCUGGCCACGUUCGGAAGAGGUGAUUCCCUCGAGGAUGAAAGCUCUAUAGAACGAAUUGCUCUUAGUUUUAAUCGACUGGCAACAUUGCCAACCGCUUUCGCGCUGCUUUCACAGUUGAGAUAUUUGAAUUUGAAGAACAAUAGUUUCUCUGUAUUCCCUGAUGUGCUAACCGUAAUGCCCUCCUUGGAAAUAUUAGAUAUUAGUCGUAAUAAGAUUAAAAGGCUACCCAGCAGACCUGGAACGCUGGCCAACAUUCAUGUGUUCUGCUUGUCGCGGAAUAAGAUAACUCGUCUGCCAAGUUACUUGGCAGAUUUCCAGAAUCUAGACAUCUUGAAGAUAGACCAUAACCCGCUCGAGUGGCCACCAACAAGUGCUCUCAAUUUAGUCGGCCCUGAUGAUCCCCAGAGCAUGAAAGACUGGAUUGCGUCAGUUCAAAGGUGGAUCAGGGACAAUGGCGCUAACGUGGACGAACGAAAGCCCAGUCUGGACUCUAUCCUCGAACAGCAGGCUAUUCUCGAUGACUCGAUUAUCCAGUCAUGGUCUCAUAUGCGAGACCCCGACCCCGAUCCUGGUGUAACCCCGCACGCCCGCACAUUCUCGCUUGAAUCUGAUGCAUCGGCAGUCCCUGAUCUCCCCAAGCCACCCGUCACCCCACGUUACGAGCGGCCACCACCACUGAGAUUGCAGGCGGUGCGCUCGUAUGUCCUCCCUUCUGGGUCAGCCUCACCAGAGAGCUACCUCCCGACUCCCGAAGAAUCUGUAUCGUCCACCGACGAGGAGCACACUGCAGUUCCAGACCUUCCCCUUCAUAGCCGCAAUGCGUCCUCCGUCAAUGGUACUCGUGAUCGCCGGCCAGCUUUGUUUAGCAAGAAGACACUGCCUGAAACUAACGGCAUCGAACACCAUGAUCAACGGGGACAAUCCAUCUCAACUUCGUCGCGGUCAUUCUCAAUAGAUGCAGCAAGCGAAUAUUCAAUGCCUUCUCCUCAGUCACACCGACAGGACUCUGGCUCUGAUGAAUCUGGUCAGCAGCGGCCUUCGAGAUCUGUGUACACGCCACCUACGGAUUCGCCGAGGUCUGCCGAAAGAGUUGCUCCUCAGGUGGACAAGGCGCGGAACGCAUAUUUUAGGCGUCUAUCUUCUCUGCCUGCGGGUGCUGUGACGAAUAAUCUCGCACCUUCGCUACGUCAUCUCGCCGAGUGUGCUCGGUCCAUCUACUUCUCUGUGUCUCAGGUGUACCAAGCGUUAUCACACUACAUUACCUACACCAUUGAUCAACAGCUAUCUUCAGUGCUGAAGAAGGUUACGGACCCUGCGCACACCUAUAUGACACAGCUCAACAGCUCUCUGGACCGCUUCGACGCUUUGGCGAAAAAGCCAACACCGCCCCCGCAAGUGUGCCGUGGACUGGUAGAAUGUUGUCGAGACACCGUUGCCGUCUUUGGGAAGGCAAUAGGGGUCCUCGCUCUUCAGUUGAAGAUUCUCGCGUCCAAAGACGAUGACCGCUAUAUGCGCUCUCUUAUACUAACCUUUUACGGAGCGACCACUGAGAUAUCCUGUGCAUGGCAGUCAAUGGCUCCUCAUAUUGACGCAAUUAAACCUUUGCUCUCGGACCUUCGCCGCCCGUCCGUAUUUAGGUCCCAUACUCUUCCCCUUGCUGGCAACGUGCCGAGUCCGGAUGGUCCUAACUCUGCUUCCCUGGAAUCACCGCCACCGCAUGGCGCGCCUCUUGCUCGCCCUCGGCAACCAAACUCGCUCGGGGGGGCAGCAAGGUCUCGGCGGCAUGCAGGUUCCUUCAGCUCGAAAGACGUCGAGAUUGGCAGGUCGCUACCUGCUUAUGAUCUUCCGGCGAUGUCUUCCGCAUUCUUCAGCGGCAUGAGCGGUCCUAUGCCUAUGGUGCGCACCGGACCCAGGCACCCUGCUUUGACAUCUGCAUCAUCGGCAAGUUUGGCUUCUUCGCGCUUGGCUGGAGGGUACAACGCUGUACGCAUACAGGCUUCGGCUUCGACAGGAAAUCUCAUCUCAUCUGCACAGUCGACAAAUCAUAUGCGACAGUUGUCGCAGGCGUCGUUGACCAAUUCUUCGGCAUCGUCCUCGCCAAUGAUGCCUCCGAAUAAGCCACAUGCGCUGAAGAUACCAGAAUCCCGGACGCUCGUUGAUAAGGAUGCCUUGGAUGCUAUGGAGGUUGCGGUGGAGUCGGCCCCCGCCGUGUGGGGGAUGAUGGACAGGAUCGUCGAAGACCUACGGGACAUGCCUGGCGGAAGUGAAGAGGUUCAGAAGGCGAUUGCCCGAGCGAGAGAAACAACAGGGAUGCUCAAGGCGCACAUACGAGCUAUCAGGGACGGGGAAGCAGGGGCAGAUAAGAGAGGGUUUCGGGAGGACGCUCAUGUAUUUGUGAAGGCUGUCGUUAAACUGUCAAACAUAAUUAAGAUGCACGGCAGCGGCCACGAGCUCUUCCCGGCACUCCGGGCAAAGGUUGUCGAGCUCACGAAUGCGACGCAGGAAUUUACCAUGCUGCUACACGUGUCCUCCUUCACGCCUGCUACACCCCGAGGGUACUCGCCCAUGACCACGCAGGCAUCGGCAUCACCCGCAACCUCGGUGUUCCCGCCGUCCCGCCUUGGGCGUGCUUCGCCACCUAUAGACAUCAGAUUGGGCGCCAACCUAUCGCGCAGCCGUAGCACGCAGCAGGCACGCAGCAAGCUUAUGAAUGCACCCAUGUUGCAUGACGUUCCCAGGAGCGCUUUGCCUCAUAUGUCGUUCAAUAUCGCUCAGCCUGUCGCCCAGGUGCAAGAAGGCUAG
This is a messenger RNA of Coniophora puteana RWD-64-598 SS2, 3009 nucleotides long. RefSeq lists its product as uncharacterized. The record is from RefSeq and is a predicted model, not a curated record. The coding region runs from base 1 to 3009 and encodes 1002 amino acids. The transcript is spliced from 6 exons. Gene Ontology annotation, molecular function: protein binding. Lineage: Eukaryota; Fungi; Basidiomycota; Agaricomycetes; Boletales; Coniophoraceae.